GGUAUGGCAGCGUACGUGGCUAUCGGCGUGUACCUCUGCGCUGUCAUAAUCGUUGGUUUCGUCGGCAAUGUUCUUGUCAUCGUCGCCUUCUGCAAAUUCAAGAAGUUGCGGACGGCCAACAACUGCCUGAUCAUGAAUCUCUCGGUGAGCGAUCUGGCAAUGGCUGUGGUCGGCACCCCGAUGUCGUGCUCAAGCAGCUUCGCCGGCCGGUGGCUCUACGGUCAAGGUGGGUGUUCCUACUACGGGUUUAUUAACUAUUAUUGCGGCUGCAUCUCGCUCAACACCUUCGCGGCGAUAUCCGUGUAUCGGUAUAUAGUGAUUAUGAGGUAUGGACCCAAUAGACGCUUCACGGUGACAAUGAUUCUGAAAGUUAUCGCGGCGGUUCAUGUGAUCACACUAAUCUGCACCACCCCUCCCUUGUACGGCUGGAACGAGUUCAUCUUGGAGGGAUUCAAGACUCAAUGUGACAUCAACUACCGCGACAAGUCGCCUCUCUUCGUGUCUUACAUAGCCUUCAUGUUCCUGGCUCUGUUCUUCGCACCUCUCGGCAUCAUCGUGAACUGUUACUGGCGGAUCUUCACUUUCCUCCACCGGCGGACCCAGGAGCACAUCUCCCAGUCCGUGUCCCUCCAGCUCCGGAACUCGGCCCGCACCAUGGAGAAACGGACCACCAUCAUGAUGCUGGUCUGCCUGAGUUUCUUCCUCCUAGCCUGGACUCCAUACUGCUUCGUGUCCCUCUGGAGUCUCUUUGGGGACCAUCGAGACAUAACUCCUCCAGUGUCGGCCGCCCCGGCUCUGGUCGCCAAGUCAUGCAUCGUGUUCAAUCCCAUUAUCUACGGGGUGAUGAGUCCUCAGUACAGGCGAUCCUUUCAGGAUACGUGUGGCAAGUGGCGUCUGCUUUGCAAGCAGACUGGCUCGCCGUCCGUAGUCACUAUCGGAUCGCGGGGCGGGAACCAGGCCCGCGAUAACGUAAUUAUGCCUAAUUGUCCGACAGCCAGUAAAAAUAAUUUGUAA
This is a messenger RNA of Patiria miniata (bat star), 1014 nucleotides long. RefSeq names its product rhodopsin-like. The transcript has 2 exons. Lineage: Eukaryota; Metazoa; Echinodermata; Asteroidea; Valvatida; Asterinidae. The record is from RefSeq and is a predicted model, not a curated record. The coding region runs from base 4 to 1014 and encodes 336 amino acids. Gene Ontology annotation, cellular component: photoreceptor outer segment; membrane. Gene Ontology annotation, biological process: visual perception; G protein-coupled receptor signaling pathway. Gene Ontology annotation, molecular function: G protein-coupled receptor activity.